AUGAAUUAUUGUAAUAUAAAAUCAACUAGAAGAAGUAGCUUUUUUAUUACUUACUAAUCAACAGAAUAAAUAAAACAUCAUAGAAGAUAGAGUUGUUGUUGUAGAGAAUGUGGAAUCCUAAGUUUUUUUCAAAAAUUACAUUCUCAUAUUACCUGCCCAGUAUAAGAACAUGUUAAAAGAUAAAGAGAUACUACUCAUUCAAGUGCUAAUACAAAUUCAGAUGUUUCAUUAGAAUUAAUUUAAUCUAAUAAAAAGUUACCAUUUCUUAGAGGAUAACUAAAAUUGAUUAGUCUACCUCCAAAUUAUGAUUAAUUAAUCAAGACGAUUAAAUAAAAGAAGAGAAGGAAUAGUUGUUAUUGUCAUGAAUGUGGCAAUCUAAAUCAGUUUUAAACAAAAACUCAAAAUCUUUAUAUUGAAAAGUAUCAACAAAUGAAGAAAUAAUUUCGAAUAAAAUAAAGUAGAAGGCACAAUAAAAAUAAAACAUAAACUUUAAUAGAGACUGAAAAUCAUACAAUUCGACACUUAAAUUCUCCAAUUAUGAAAUAUUAAAAAUACUCCAGAACUGCAAAAUUGAUUUUGGAACAAAACUAAAUCAAGAAUAUUCCGAGAAUUUGUACAGAAUUAAAUAUUUGCAGUCCCAAAACUAAAUCCUUCUUACCAUCCUUACAUAUUCCGAAAACUUUUCGAACUUAACUCUUUUGAAU
Messenger RNA from Paramecium sonneborni, 704 nucleotides. The record is from the annotation of a GenBank genome assembly. Lineage: Eukaryota; Ciliophora; Oligohymenophorea; Peniculida; Parameciidae.